AUGAACGACUACGAUGAACUCUACGAGGACGACUUCGAGGAUGACGAGCUUGCCUCGGUCGCCGCCAAGUCGGUCUCGUGCCGCGCUGCAUUCAUGUCAACACCGCACCGCUCCGCCCCUGCCAUCAACGGAACGGCCUCAAAGGGCGGAGCGGUAACCUCCACAGCCGUGGGCCAUAGAGAUGCCGCAGCUGAGUCUGGGAUGGAGCCUGCUCCACAACGGCCCAUGUGUUCCUUGGGUUCCAGCUUCUCCAGUUAUCAAUCAUCUUCGGCUGACCCGCUGCUGCAGUCUGCACACGAGCUCUGCUCCUCCUCGUCGCACUCCUCGUCCACGUCGUCGUCCCGACAGCACAGGGACCCUACGCACCCUACCAAUGACAGCGGCAAAAUUCCAUCUGACGCAGGAUCUGUCAAAGCCCAUCGAGCCUCGCCCAACACCAAUGGCGCCAACGGUGUAGUGGUCGCGUCCGGUUUCGUUCGCGAGCCCACGUCGCUAAGCAAUUUCGGCGCUGUUACCCCCGCCUCUGCGCGCCUCUCCGCUCCACAAACCCUUGAGCAGCGCGAGAUCGCCUCUAGUGGCGCCGCAAAGGCGUACGUCAAGCUCGGCAGUGAUGACGGGGUGCAGGUGAUCGCCCGCAUGGGUGGCGAGCAGCUGCGACCGAUGUCUCUCUCCGAGGCGUCAGCGACCGAAACCGCGGCGUCCUCCUGUGCCUCCUUCCACUCAACGCCACAUGCUUCCCUGUCGCCGGGCCGCGCUGGAUCCUCGCGCCACGGUAUGCCGAGUGUCGGGAGCGGCAGCGCUUCAGAAACGGGCGCAAAACACCCGCGACGCGUCAAGUUCGUGGGGCAGGCCUCGGGAAGCUCGUCGGACUCAUCCUGCAGUAGCGACGAUGAUGGCGGUAGCGGCUGUGGGCGGCUCCACGGCACCUCUCCGCCCCCCUUCGCCUUCAUCGCUGCACCCCCGGCAGCCGCAGUAGCGCCUGGCAUUGAGGCACCGGCCGCGCGGAACGUCUCCGCCGAGCGCCGCCACUCCAGAAGCGGCUCGGUCACAACCCAUAGUAGAAAAAAGUUGCUACACCAGUCGAACUACACCUCGGUGGAUGUACUGGAAGCGGACGACGACCGCUGUCAUCGUCGCACCCCGGCCGAGAUCGACGCUGAAGCGGCCCCAGUCGAUGAUGAGGAGGAGGAUCACGACGACGCAAACGCCAGCAACACCAUGCCGCCCAUGGCUGCAGUGGCAGGACAGCCGCAACGCUUGGCCCCCUCGCCGUCGGGUGCCCACUCGGACUCCUUCACGAGCCUCACCCCAUCCGCCUCUGCGAGACCGUCGCCUACGAGCCACCAGGCCCCCUCUCUCCACACCACUACGACAGCGCCAUCAUCCUCAAUAGCACAGACGACACGCUCCUCAUCGAAUCGUGCCCCGCUGCAGAGCGGGCCAGACAGCGUUGGUGCUCACCGCAACAGCCGUCCAAACAACUCGGUCUCCGCUGUGGCGUUGCAAGCCUCAAGCAGUAAUGCCUCCCCAUCUAGGCCCGCGUUAUCCGAAGCGUCGCCAAAGACGCGAGCGACAAGCGGCACUGCAUUUCGCGGGGCCAUUCACCCGCGUCAGGUCACCACCGUUUGCAACGAUACGAUGGAUGCACGGCGUUUCGAUGGUGUCUACGACUCGAAGAGGUCAUGUGACGACAGCGGUGAGGUCGACACCGACGAGGAUCAUAUGGAGAAGCCACAGAAAGAUGCGAGGUCGUCGAAACAACUGUCGUCGCCGCCGCUCCCGCCAUCGAGGACCUCCCGGCUUUCGACCACGACGUUCGAAGAUGCCUGUCUCUCUAAAGUGGGCACCGCAAAGACCAAAGGGCGCACGAACACGUCAACCACGGUUGCCAAGGACGGCGACGCACCCGAGUCGGGUGAGCGUGCGGCGCUGCUGGCGCGUGUGGCGCAGCUCCGCGAGGAAAUGGCCACGUGGGACAGGCGCAUUGCACGGCAGCACGCCUUAAUGGGAGCAGAGGCGGGGAGGUCAGACGGUGCGGCAGUCUCCUCGUCAAAGUGUCGCUCUGCCGAUGGUACAGGUGUGGCGCGGAGUCGCAGGGGCGCGAACGGCGGCAAGCGGCGCUCUGACUCGAUGGAACAAGCGCUACACACGCAGGCCGACGCCAAGGGCGACGGUCGUCCCGCCAACGCACGACUCACGAAGCUGCGGCGGGAAAACGAGCAGCUCGAGGCCCAAUACGCGCGCCAGGGCGCCGGCGGGGCGGAGAUGAACGUGCAGGUGCUCGUGGUGCGAGCAGACACCCAGCUGCAAAAGGCUCGGCUGCGGCUAAAGGAAGUCACGGCCGUGCGCCGCGCUCUCGAACAUCGCGACAAGCGUGCCGCCCACACCAUCAAAGAGGUGCACCGUCGCAUGCCGACGACUGAUGAGCUGGAGGAGCGGCAGCACAACGAGGGUAUUUACUCACUCAAGGGUCUGCUACGCACGGUGAAGGAGCUCAAGGAGAACCUCGAACGCACACGGGCGGCGACCAAGAUGAUGAAGGCCAAGUGUGCUGAGCUCGAAGCGCACGUGCGGCGCAAGCACCUGUCUUCCAUUGUGCCGAAGGAGUACGAGGCACUCUGCGCCACUCGUGACGCCAAUGUAAAAGCGAUCGAGAAGCACAAGACUGCCAUUUCCGUCUACACGCUCGCCUUCGCGCAUGAACUGCGCAAAGCCUCGAAAGUCGCGUGUGGUAGUGAUACUGGUGUUUGUGGUACGCAAUCAAGUCACAGCUCCUGCACGACGUCGCCAUUCAGCCCCGCCAUCACGCCAACACGGACGGAGUCGACAGUGAAAGAGCAGCAGCAAGUAAUCGCCGAGUAUGAGGCGAACAAGGCUGACCUUCUGCUUCAACAGAAGAGGACACUGAUGUACCGCAAGCAGGAGCUGCAGGCGAGCAUCGACAAGCUGUGGCAGCGUGUGCAGAAGUACAACGAGCAGAUCAAGACGAAUCACGCACAGGCGGGACUCAGCUACUUCGAUGUCAACUCUGCCGCUGCUGCCAAUCCUGGCGCGCCCCUGUACGCCGUCGGGGGCAGUGACCCAACAUGCUCGACGCCGGCGACGACGUCAGCGGUGUCUGCUCGAGAUGGCAGCGUCCUGGUUGCGGGAAGCGGGGCUGUGGCGGCGCGCAAGAGGUCGCUGCGAGAUGUGCUGCUCUCUCCCAUGAAGUGCCGCAUAGAGGCAGAUGCGAAGGCCAGAUGCGGCGCGGCCACAAAAAGCCUCUGCGGUGGCGUCGCCGCUGCGCUCAAGGGAACGCCGGAAAAUGCGAACGGUAACGCAAAACAUUCGAACCUUGGCUUCAAAGCUCUACCAGCGCUGGUGCAGGCGGGCAAGCGCACCGCACGCGCCGAGCACCGGGCAUCUUUGCCUGCCGUGAAAGCGGUAUUAGACUUGCCAGUGAAGGGGCCGGUCCAGAUUAGCAGCAGCAUGGCAGCUGAUGGCGAGAUGCCAACCUCAUCACGUGAUGACAUCGAAGAGGAAGUUGAUGACCACGACAGCAUCGAGGCCGUGCUGCGCAAGAUCGACGCGGACAACAAACGACUCGGUCAUGAUGUGUUUGGGUUGGAGGGCAUAGAGAGAGCGGCACCGCCGGCGUUCCUGCACAGUCUCUAUGACGCCAACGCGGUGAGGGCGGCGGACAACGUCCCCGGUGAUGGUGACGGGUUUGAGGAGGAGUCGGUGCCUCACAAAGUCAAAGGUGACAGCGGUGGCUACGCCGGUGGAGCUGGUCACCACGAUCAUGCCACCAGCGCGGCGGAACGCCUACAUGAGGUUUAUGACAGAGCAGUGCUGGCCGAGCCGCCAACGGAGGAAGAGGAGGUAGAAGCGGAGCUCAGUGCCGGCAAGAGUGACGAGUCUGGGAGGUCGACGCCGGAGUGGCUGCGAGACGACUAG
Leishmania mexicana MHOM/GT/2001/U1103 is the source of this 3936-nucleotide messenger RNA. RefSeq lists its product as hypothetical. The coding region runs from base 1 to 3936 and encodes 1311 amino acids. NCBI's taxonomy places the organism in Eukaryota, Euglenozoa, Kinetoplastea, Trypanosomatida, Trypanosomatidae. The transcript has a single exon. The record is from RefSeq and is a predicted model, not a curated record.